Messenger RNA from Drosophila persimilis, 2790 nucleotides. RefSeq names its product RNA polymerase-associated protein Rtf1 (gene Rtf1). The coding region runs from base 23 to 2317 and encodes 764 amino acids. Gene Ontology annotation, cellular component: Cdc73/Paf1 complex. The transcript is spliced from 4 exons. Lineage: Eukaryota; Metazoa; Arthropoda; Insecta; Diptera; Drosophilidae. Gene Ontology annotation, molecular function: DNA binding; RNA polymerase II C-terminal domain phosphoserine binding. The record is from RefSeq and is a predicted model, not a curated record.
GAAAAAAGUGAAAAAUAAUAGAAUGGGAAAAAGGCGGACGCAAUCCCUGAUCGACUCGAACUCGAGCGAUAGUGAUAGCGGAUCGGACACGAAAUUGGAGUCGGACCUCCUGUCGUUGGCCAAGAAGCGUAAGAAGCCACAAAAUGCCAGCAAGGCGAGCUCACUAUCCGAUUCCGACUCGGAUUGGGCAAACAACAAAUCUGGUGCGCCUGCCACGAAGAAGAAGAAGCGUCCGAAGAGGGCCAGCAGGAACUCAAGUUCGUCGGAGUCCAACUGGGACGAUGAGAGCCAGGAUGAGUCCGUGCAACCUCCGCCUGUGGAAAAGAAGCCCGAGGAGCCACCGAAGACAGGCAACCACAGCGAACAUGAGGAGGGCGAGGUCUCCGACAGCGACUCGGACAAUUCGAAGUCGAACUCCUCAUCUGGCUCCGACUCGUCCAGCUCGUCCUCGUCCAGCUCCGACGCCGAGUUCGAUGAUGGCUUCGACGACGACAUGAUGGGCGACGAGGAGGAUCGCAAGCGCCUCAAUGACCUGUCGGAAAAGGAGCGCGAGACGGAGAUCUUUAAACGCAUCGAACAACGCGAAAUCAGGCGCACCCGAUGGGAGAUCGAGAGAAAGCUGAAGCUAGCCCGGCGCGGUGAAAGGAGCGAAAAAUCCAGGUCAAAAGGGGAAAGGGCAAAAAAGAAGAAAGAGAAGAAGGCCAAAAAAAGCAAGGAAUUGCCACCGUCCAUGCCACAGCCACCGAACUCCGUGCUUUCUGAACUGGAGCCCAAACCGAUUAGCGAAGUUGGAAGCAACAGUCCCCUGCCUCAGUCCUCCAAUAGGGAUGUGGCUUCAACUUCGGCGGCCGUGGCCAGCAUUCUUAACGACCGAGAAUCAGAUGAUCAGGCUGGCGCUGGCAUGGGCGACUAUUUCGAUCACAAAGAACGGUCCAAGGAGCGAAAGAAGAAUGUGGAGGCCAACAAAACCGAUGACAAGCGAAGCAAUGCCAUGGCCCUACUGAAGGCCAAGCGGGAAGGCAAGGCCAAGAGAGAGGAAGAGGAAGCCAAGAGGCAAGCCGAACGCGAUCGAGACGACAAAGAGGAACUUGAGAGCGUGUCAGGCUGCAAGUCGGCUGUGAAGCUGAAAGCCUCAGAGAUUUACUCGGACGACUCGGGCAGCAGUGACUGGGACGAGGAUGAGAAGCCAACGGGCAAACGGUCGCGUUCGAUUAGCAGCAAGGCUUCCAGCGAGUCUGAGGAUGAUGACAAGACCACCAAAAGUCCUGUGUUCAUAUCGAACCGCGAAGAUCUGAACAAAUUGCGUCUGUCGCGCCACAAGAUGGAGCGUUUCGUCAAUUUGCCCAUUUUCGAGAGCACAGUUCUGAACUGUUUUGUGAGGAUAAGCAUUGGAAACAAUGGCCAGAAGCCAGUCUAUAGAGUCGCUGAGAUUACCGGCGUAGUGGAGACGGGCAAGAUUUACAGCCUAGGCACCACAAGAACCAAUCGCGGCCUUCGCCUGAAGCACGGCACUCAGGAGCGCGUCUUCCGGCUGGAGUUCAUCUCCAAUCAGGAGUUCACAGAGAACGAGUUCAAGAAAUGGCAUGAGGUCUGCCAGCAUGCGCACGUACAGAUGCCCUCUAUCGAACUCAUUGAAAUUAAGGCGAACGAUAUCAAGAAGGCCCUGAACUACGAGUUCAAGGACGAGGAUGUGGACAAAAUUGUGGAGGAGAAGAACCGCUUCCGCAACCGUCCCACCAACUAUGCAAUGAAGAAGACCUGCCUAAUGAAGGAGAGAGACGCCGCCAUGCUCCGGGGUGACUACGACAUUGCCCAGGACCUGAGCCAGCAGAUCGAUGAACUGGAGAACCGAGCCUCUGAGCUGGACAAACGAAGAUCGCACACACUGAAUCUGAUUUCAUACAUUAAUGACCGUAACCGCAAGAAGAACGUUCAAGAUGCCGAAAAGGCCAUCAUGGAGGAGGCCCGGGCCAACAAGGGCCAGAAGAUAUCAGAUCCGUUCACACGUCGCAUCACUCAACCGCGCAUGGGCUUCAAGGGUGCUAAGAAGGAAGAAGAGGAUCCGCAGCUAGCACCACUGCCUCCACCGCCGCCUGGCAAGAAAAGGCCAAACGAGGCCGGCUCCUCAAAUUCGAAGCCCACAGACGCAAAGGACUUUAGCCUGUACUCGCUGCACGACUUUGAUAUAGACUUGGAUGUGCCUCUACCGGUUAACAGCACAAAUUCAGUGCCAAAGCCGGCGAAUAAGCCAGCCGAAACCGUCUCCAAGCGGUCGCUUAACCUGGAGGACUACAAGAAGAAGCGCGGCCUCAUCUAGAGCUUCAGAUUCAAACCAUAUUGACAAAGCUCUUGCGUUUUGCGUCCUAGUUAGUGUAGUUAAGCAUACCGUGCAUAAAUCGACUAAAGUGACAUUUGUUAACGGAAAAACGAAAAACAAAACUAAAGUUAGUAAACGAGUUCCAGUUCGUUGCAGUUUCUGUGUUGUAUUAGAUGGACAGAACACAAACCAUACUGUUGCUGGAAAGAGGAUGAUUAGGGAUAUUUCAAUUGUUAUUAUUUCAUCGAUUAUCUUAUCAGAAAAUUUCCAUUUGUGUUUGUCUCUGUGUAUUACUUUUUUUAUUAGAAUUCAAUACUUAGAAAAAUGUACUAUAACUCCACUCCUUAUGUAUUCAAAUAUCACAGUUAUUUUACUAGUACUUAAGUUGAAAAUUGUAUUAUAUAGCUGCCACCUUCCCAAUAAUCAUCCUCCAUGCGAUGUUCAAUAAAUUUAUACGAUGAUGAUGAUGAUAA